AAAGCAGGCCAGAUCUGUCUUUAAUAUAAGACACUGACUUAUUUUUGGGGAAACACGGUAUUUCCUGGCAACCUGGACUCUGUAUGCCAACCCUAAAACUUAUUUCCCAAAUCCUAUGAAGCAGCCUUUCCAGAACAAGAGCAAAGUUAUCACAUCAUAAUAUUUGUUGUGAAAGUUCAAUUCCUGUAUUUGAUAGAGCAUUUCUGACUUGUAUUUCACACAUCUAAAAGUAGAAUUCAGUGAGUUAUAUUUUAAAAUUUUCUUUCCUUUUUCUCCACCAGAUAGUAUAAUUAAUGAGUGAAAAAUGGAUAAUCAAUCUUCUGUCUCUGAAUUUCUGCUCCUUGAAUUCUCAGCAACCUGGGAACUUCAGAUUCUACACUUCAUGCUGUUUCUUAUCUUAUAUUUUACAACUGUAGCAGGGAAUACUCUCAUAAUUGUUGCUGUAGUUUUGGACCAUCGUCUCCAUAGCCCCUUGUACUUCUUUCUGCUGAACCUUGCCAUUCAGGACCUAGGCUCUGUUUCAGUCACUGUCCCUAAAUACGUCAUCGGUUCUAUUAUGAAUGACAGACGUAUUUCUUACUCAGGAUGUGUGGCUCAAGUCCUUUUCUUUGUCUUCUUUACAGCAUCUGAUGUUGCCUUACUUACAGUCAUGGCAUAUGAUCGGUUCAUUGCUAUUUGCAAUCCAUUGCGAUAUGAAAGAAUAAUGAACAGAAGAGCCUGCAUACAAAUGGCAGUCAUUGCCUGGUUGGCUACAUUUCUUAAUGCUGUAUUACACACGUGUGGAACAUUUGCAACUCCUUUCUGCUCUAAUAUUGUCAAUCAAUUCUUUUGCGAAAUACCACAAUUACUUAGGCUUGCCUGCACUGACUCUUAUCCAAUUGAAAUGGGAGCUAUUUUGUUUAGUAUAAUGAUUUGGUUUGGCUGUUUUAUCUUUAUUAUUGUAACUUAUGUACAAAUCUUCACAGCUGUUUUGAAAAUUCCCUCGUCUCUAGGGAGGAAAAAGGCCCUUACUACUUGUAUACCCCAUCUCAUUGUUGUCUCCAUGUUUUCAUUGACUGUAUGCCUUGCUUACCUAAGGCCCAGUUCUAGUACGUCUUCUUCACUGGAGUUUCUGGUUACCAUAAUGUAUUCUGUAUUCCCACCCAUGCUGAAUCCUUUGAUCUACAGCCUGAGAAACAAGGAGAUCAAGCUCGCCCUUUCAAGACUUUUGACAUUGAGAUCAUCUUCCAACAAUGCUUUCUUUUUCUGUACUCCUUAAAGUGUAUCCUAUGUGAAUUUUUGCCUGUUGUUUUUGCUGCAAGCAAAGGGAUUGCUUGGGAAUGAGCACAGGUAAAGCUGAUUUGUUUUCUAGCAUUUUAGUCACUGUUCUCUUCAAAUCAGUGAGGACAGAACAUUAAUACUUAUUCAUAAAAAUUAUUUAUUUUUCAAAAUAAUAAUUAUUCUGUCUUUCAGUUGCUAAAGAUAGAUUCCAGUGAUACAAACAUUAAUUGAAAUAAUGUAACUAUGUUUAAGAAAGAUUUUUCCUAUUUACUACGACCUUAGCCAAACCACAAAUUGGGUUGUGUUAUAAUGUAAGCAAGCGGUUAACAGACAGGAAUCCUUUCCCCAGCCAUGUAAGGCAACCCCGUGAAAAUUAUAGAUGUUUCUUAGACAAGAAAUAUUCAGAGGUGGUUUUGCCAAAUAUGUCCUCUGAAAUAUAGCCUGCAACACCUGAUAUUAAUUGGCAGUCUCCCAUCCAGGAUUAACUUUGAUUAGUUUCCAAGAUCAGAUAGGAACUGGUGCCAUAUAUUACCAAACUGUAUGAAACAACAUAGCUUUACCUCUCUUUCUGUACCUCAGCAUUUUUAGUUUAUCCUUUAUCCUUUAUUUUUGCCCAUCUCUGACUGGAGCUAAACUUUGUUAUUACAGUCUUCAAAAUUAUUUUCUCUGCUGUUCUAAAGUUGUGUUGCACCAACCUGGAUUAUUUCCCAAUGAAAUAUAAAUGUUGUUACAUUUGCUACUUCAGAAAAUC
This is a messenger RNA of Anolis carolinensis (green anole), 2011 nucleotides long. Its product is annotated as olfactory receptor 14A16-like. The transcript has a single exon. Gene Ontology annotation, biological process: G protein-coupled receptor signaling pathway. Gene Ontology annotation, cellular component: membrane. The record is from RefSeq and is a predicted model, not a curated record. Gene Ontology annotation, molecular function: G protein-coupled receptor activity; olfactory receptor activity; odorant binding. NCBI's taxonomy places the organism in Eukaryota, Metazoa, Chordata, Lepidosauria, Squamata, Anolidae. The coding region runs from base 305 to 1258 and encodes 317 amino acids.